Molecule: messenger RNA, 837 nt
Organism: Papaver somniferum (opium poppy)
Lineage: Eukaryota; Viridiplantae; Streptophyta; Magnoliopsida; Ranunculales; Papaveraceae
Exons: 2
Coding region: 1-837 (278 amino acids)
Molecular function (GO): zinc ion binding; nucleic acid binding
Source: RefSeq, a predicted model, not a curated record
AUGACAAGUUUAAGUUUAAGUUCAAUCAAGGUGCCAGUGUUUGAAGGAAAGAAAUUUGAACAUUGGAGGUUACAGAUGGAGAAUAUUUUUAUCUGCCAAGACAUAUGGGAGAUUAUGAAAGAUGGUUAUGUUGAACCAACAGAAGGAGUUGUUCAAACACCAGAAAAACAAACAAAUUUAACAGCAAACAGGAAGAAUAAUUCGAAAGCAACCUAUAUUCUUCAUCAAGGUAUUCAUGAAUCUCUCAUGGACAGAUUUAUUUAUAUCAAACAAGCUAAAGCAGCAUGGGAUGGUUUGGUUAGCUAUUACACAGGUUCUGACAAAGUUAAGAAGAUGGAAGUUACUGAAACAAUAUCAGAAUUUUUUCCAAAGACAUUGAAUCUUGUCAAUGAAAUGAAAUCUAAUGGUGAUACUGUAGAAGAUUCAGCAGUUGUUGAAAAAAAUUUAAGGAGUUUACCUGAGAAGUAUGAAGAAAAAGUAACUUCUAUUGAGGAGUGUAACACUGUUGCAACUAUGUCUCUUAAUGAAUUAUUAGGUUCAUUACAGGCUUAUGAGCAGAGAUUAUGUGAAAAAACAGCUGCUGCAAAACCAAUAGAAGAAGCUCUACAAAGUCAAGUUACAUGGAGUAAUAAACAAGGAAACUCAAAAUCUGGAGGAAGACCCAACAAUGGAGGUUAUCAAGGAAGAAAUAAUACUGGAGGAAGAUUUAAUACUGCAGGUUAUCAAGGAAGAAAACCAUUAGACUUAUCAACGGUGCAGUGUUAUAAUUGUGGAAUUUAUGGACACUUUGCUACUACAUGUACAAAACCUAGAAGGACAACUGCUAAUAAUUAUUAA